AUGAGAGUUUCCGGCAACAUGGAACCCGCCCCCCGGAGACGCCAUGAAAGGGACAACAUCCGGGUAAUCAAGCCCCUUCUGCGCGCCUAUGCCCUUGGGUACCUUUCUUCUGUGACUCCAAAACUGGCGUCGUAUGUACGCCGACUACGUACCAAAGACUGGACGACGCAACAAAAACUACAAGAGCUCGUCAAAGUAUUGACAGGGCCUUUACGUGCUAACAGCUUCCCCACAUCGUGUGCUGUGUUGGUCGGCGGUUCAACAUUACUGCCACUAGGAUUGUAUCGACUCUGUUCCUUUGUCGCAGCCGGGCUUACCAAGGGUGAGCUUCGGAUAUCGCAAGGACUGGACCGCUUGGUUCGGUUUUUGAUCACCUUCAUAUCGGGGUGGUUCAGUUUCCAGCUUCUCAACAAGAACCGGAUCCGUCCAUCAUUAGAAGAUGAAGCCACCCGAGACUCCGCAUGUCAAGUCAAAGACUUUGGCGGGGAAUCAGUCAAUCCGCUAGAGCGCCAACGUCCUGAAUUGGCAGGCAGGACAAUGGACCUGACCAUUUACUUGGUCACAAGAGCGGUUGAUGUGGUCGCGUGUGUCGCGUGGAACCGCUGGGCCCGUCGUCGUCGUGCGCAGAGCCGCUGGACCGUCACCGAAUCCCUCAUUCCCGGCGUGGCAGAUGCGGGCGUUUUUGCCAUGAGCUCUGCUCUUGUCAUGUGGGCGUGGUUCUAUCUCCCUGAACGGCUUCCCAAAGCAUAUGAGAAGUGGAUUGGACAAGCUGCCCAGGUCGACUCACGUCUAAUUGAAGCUUUGCGUCGUGUCCGACGGGGGGUUUUUGUAUACGGAAAAGACACAGGCCAGGCCCCUCUUCUUCAGUCGAUGUGCAAAGAUUAUCACUGGCCAAUUGAGUGGGGAGACCCAGCAAAGAUCCGCCGAAUCCCCUGCGAAAUGGUACACAUGGGCUGUGGGCCUAAUUGCGAGAAACAUGCGUUGUAUCGAUUUGCCAAAACCUUCAAGUUUGCCUGUGCGACAUAUAUUCCCCUUCAGAUAAUCUUUCGCCUGCGGGGAAUGAAGUCUGCCACAGCCCUCAGGCGGGCCCUCGCAGAUGCAGCACGGUCAUCUGCCUUCCUUUCGGCAUUCGUCAGUCUUUUCUACUAUGGUGUAUGUCUUGCUCGAACUCGACUCGGUCCCAGGAUGUUUGACCCGAAGACGGUCACGCCGACGAUGUGGGACUCGGGACUUUGCGUCGGCAUGGGUUGUUUCAUGUGUGGCUGGAGUGUAUUGGCCGAAAAAGCGCGGAAAAGGCAAGAGUUGGCGCUAUUUGUGGCACCCCGGGCAGUCGCCACGGUCUUGCCACGGUUGUAUGAUAAGAAGGUAUGCAUCGGACCCUCGCAUCCUCUGUUCACAGCAGGGUUACACCCACAUCCCGUCAACCCCCUUCUCGAUGUCCCCAAAUUGGCCUGUGAUGGGUUCCAAAAUAGCCAGGAAGUGCCGGCCUGCUGA
Messenger RNA from Penicillium olsonii, 1494 nucleotides. The record is from the annotation of a GenBank genome assembly. NCBI's taxonomy places the organism in Eukaryota, Fungi, Ascomycota, Eurotiomycetes, Eurotiales, Aspergillaceae.